This is a messenger RNA of Tetranychus urticae (two-spotted spider mite), 2230 nucleotides long. RefSeq names its product NADH dehydrogenase (ubiquinone) B14.5 B subunit. The record is from RefSeq and is a predicted model, not a curated record. NCBI's taxonomy places the organism in Eukaryota, Metazoa, Arthropoda, Arachnida, Trombidiformes, Tetranychidae. Gene Ontology annotation, cellular component: mitochondrial inner membrane. Gene Ontology annotation, biological process: mitochondrial electron transport, NADH to ubiquinone.
AAAACAUUUGGUAUUGUAACUGAAUCCGAGAUCCGAUCCCAUUUCUGGCUUUCAUUUUAAUUCAACUUGAGAGUUCAAUUGAAGGACAGUUCCAAUAAAACGGAUUAAAAAUCAAAAUUGUUGGCCUGUUUUAAUUCAGACCAAUGGCUGAAACAAUCGAUGAUGAUUAUGCUUAUUGCCCAAACUGGCGAGAAGCACAUUAUAACAUGGCCCGAUUAGGACCUCGUUAUCAUCCAUUGGACGUUUUUACAAAGUUUGAUGAUCACCGUAAACCAAUUGAUAAAUAUAUUUAUGGUACUGGAGUAGGUGCUGCUUGUGGGUUUUCCGCUAUGGCCAUAGGUCAAUAUGCUUCUGGUAAACCCGUGUUUUCUCAGAUUUAUCGACAUGCAGCUGGUAUAUUGAUUGGUUUCAUUGGUGGAUACUUUGUUGUUAAGUAUUCUAUCAAAAGAGCUACGCUUGAACAAUCUAGAUUGAUGCAUUAUAUUCAGUCUCGUCCUGAAUAUUUUCCACCAAUAGAUAGGUACAAAUACAAAGACACAUUAGGAGCCCAUCGCUUGGUCAGGAUUCUCCGUUAAUUAGGCUAUACUCUGUAAUAUAUUGACGAAUUAUUCGUAUGGUGAUUAAAUAAAUUAUAAAUCAUGAUUUAAACAAAUUAACAAUUUAAAAAAUCUUUUAAUUACUGCAUCUUAUUCAAGCUACAUUGAAAAUGAGAAAAAAUUAAUUUUCUCUUGAAUUUAAAGAUAUUUUUUUCAAUUUGUAUUGUAAAAUGGGUAAAAUUGGAUCAUCUUCAGUUGGUGAAGGAUUGAGAUGUUUAAGAGGUCCUGUGGAUUGAGCUGAUGAACUAUUAGAGUCAAUUCCAGAGCGUUGAUAAAACGAAAAUGUUUUAUUGAUGUGUUUUUCGAGCACGUUUGUUUGCAGUUUGCCAUUUUUUUCCAAAAGUUCUUUCGGAAUGUUAGCGAAUUUGUCAAGACUUGACUUUUUCUCUUUUUUCUGGGUUUUUUCAAAAUCAAGCGAUUGUUUUGACCCACCAGAUUGCAUCUGUGGCUGUUCGACAAGUGUCUGAACACCAGAAUCGAUCGUUAAACUGGAUUUCUUAAAAUCGUCAAUUUUUGAAUAUUCAAUUGAAUAUUUUUCACUUGCAAAUUUUCCACUUGCAUAUUUUUCACUUGAAUAUUUUUUCAACAAAUAAUCUUCACAAACAUUGUGAAUGUCCGAAAGAACAUUUUUAAACAAAUUAUAGUCCAAACUCUGCUUACCACAAAUUAUUUUGCGCCAUUGUUGGCUCAAAAUAGAUUUGGUGUGGCUUGAAAUCGUUUUAUCGAACCAAGAAUAUUUAAAUAUCUCAUCAAUGAUGGCGGAGGCAGUAAGAAACAUUUCACCAUUGGCACUUUUAUCUGAUUCAAAUUCAUAAAGAAUUUGGAAUCCUUCCAGUAUAUAACUAAAUUCAAUUAAUUUUAAGUAAUUUGAUGCAUUCAUUGUCAAAUUUAAAAAAACUUAUAAAAAAAAUCUAUUAAAAAAAUCAAUAUUUGAAAAGAAAAACUUUUGACAAAAUUAUAAAUUGAAAAUACUAUUCAUUGCUGUAUCCUCUCGCAGGAGACCAUAUGUUGUGUACUCAAUUUAUACCAAAUAGAUGGAGCUGUAGUACCGAUGCAUUUUAUAGUCCCACUGAAGGACAGUUUCAAUAAAACUGAUUAAAAUUGAUGAAUUAAUUUAAUUCAGACUAAUGGCUGAAACAAUUGAUGAUGAUUAUGCUUAUUGCCCAAACUGGCGAGAAGCACAUUAUAACAUGGCCCGAUUAGGACCCCGAUAUCAUCCAUUGGACGUUUUUACAAAGUUUGAUGAUCACCGCAAACCAAUUGAUAAAUAUAUUUAUGGUACUGGAGUAGGUGCUGCUUGUGGUUUUUCCGCUAUGGCAAUAGGUCAAUAUGCUUCUGGUAAACCCGUGUUUUCUCAGAUUUAUCGACAUGCAGCUGGUAUUUUGAUUGGUUUCAUUGGUGGAUACUUUGUUGUUAAGUAUUCUAUCAAAAGAGCUACGCUUGAACAAUCUAGACUGAUGCAUUAUAUUCAGUCUCGUCCUGAAUAUUUUCCACCAAUAGAUAGGUACAAAUACAAAGACACAUUGGGAGCCCAUCGCUUGGUCAGGAUCCUCCGUUAAUUUUAAUUGAUUCUGUUGAAUAUGUUGCCUAACUAGAAAUGUAAAUGAAAAUAAAUAGUGUUUAAUGAAUUUUAA